AUCGAAUGUGGGCCGACGGCAGCGUCGCUGAGCUGGCGCGGCUCCGGGGCGUGCUCGCCCGGGCGCCGAGCCUUGCGCCGACGCAUGCGAGCGCCAACUUGCGCGUGAACAAGUGGGACUCGCUCGUGCUCGACUCGGAGAUCCUCGCGCUCAUGAAGCACCCGAUCAAGAGCAUGUUUGCGCUCUUCCAGCCCGGCUUGAUGGAGAAGUACCAGCCCGAGAUCGAUGGCGUCACGUACGCGAUGCUCUUUGCGCUCUCCGUGGGCAUGCACCAGCCAACGCCGGGCAUGAAGCUCCAGAACCUCCAGUUCGCCAAAGAGUGCUUGACUUGGAAGAAGACACUGCCGCUCUUCCUCCUCUCGGUGGGUCUACCGUAUGCAUGGAAUCGCAUCCAUCGCGCGCUCUUGAGCUACCGCUGGCGCGAAGACCGGUCGACCGAGGCCGAGGACCAAUACCAGCACUUUUUGAACCUCGUGCACCGCGUGAGCACGGUCGCGUCGAUCUUGAAGCUCGCGAACCACCUCGCGUUCUGGAAGCAGGGCGAGUACCGCAGCGUGCCCGAGCGCCUCGUGGGCAUGAAGCUCGCGCCGCUCACGCGCUCGGUAGCGCCGCGCGCCAUAACGUUCGAGUACAUGAACCGGCAGCUGGUCUGGGACGGCUUUGUCGAGUUUUGCUACUUUGCGCUGCCGCUCAUUAACUGGCAGCGUGCCGGGCUUUGGCUCAAGCAGCGCGGAAAGCAGCUUCUCGGCCCUGACGUUAAUAGCGACGACCACGCCAGCGGCGUCGGCCCUUGCGCCCUCUGCAACGCCACGCCGGCCAAGACGCCGUACAUUACGACGUGUGGCCACCAAUACUGCUACUACUGCCUCCAAACGGCCGUCGCAACCGACCCGACCUUUGUGUGUGCGACGUGCGGCGAUGUCUUUGACGCAUCCGAGCGGCUCUCGGCGGCGCACGUUUCGCCUGCGCUGCUGCACAUGUAAAACCAGUCGUCGUACACGAGUAGGCACCAUAUAUGAUGUCGCAAGGCGUCGAAAAACGAGUCAUCAAC
This is a messenger RNA of Saprolegnia parasitica CBS 223.65, 1051 nucleotides long. RefSeq lists its product as hypothetical. The transcript is spliced from 6 exons. Gene Ontology annotation, biological process: protein import into peroxisome matrix. The coding region runs from base 6 to 983 and encodes 325 amino acids. Gene Ontology annotation, cellular component: peroxisomal membrane. Lineage: Eukaryota; Oomycota; Saprolegniomycetes; Saprolegniales; Saprolegniaceae. The record is from RefSeq and is a predicted model, not a curated record. Gene Ontology annotation, molecular function: zinc ion binding.